UCCGGCAAGAUGAUGAGUUCUAAUCAGGAGGAGGUCACUUUGGGCGCUUUUCUCCAGUAUAUUGAAGAUAUGGGGAUGAAGGCCUAUGAUGGCUUGGUUAUACAGAAUGCAUCAGACAUUGCUCGAGAGAAUGAUCGCAUGAGGAACGAAACAAACCUGGCUUACUUGAAAGAAAAAAGUGAAAAACGUCGAAAACAAGAAGAAGCAAUAAAACGCAUAGGUGGAGAAGUAGUGAGAGGAAAUGAAGGAAGCUAUGUGGGGAAACAUUUCCGCAUGGGAUUUAUGACAAUGCCUGCUCCUCAGGACAGACUGCCACAUCCUUGCUCCAGUGGCUUUGCUGUGAGAUCCCAGUCUCUUCAUUCUGUUGGAGGAACCGACGAUGAAAGUAGCAGCUCUCGUAAGCAGCCACCACCAAAACCUAAACGAGACCCCAACACUAAAUUGAGCACCUCAUCUGAAACAGUCAACACUGGAACAACAAGUAAGAGUGGGAAACUACCGGACAGGACUGAAGUGUCAGCCAAGCCAAGACCUCACAGUGAUGAGUAUACAAAGAAGAUUCCACCUCCUAAGCCGAAACGAAAUCCAAACACUCAGCUAAGCACAUCUUUUGAUGAAACAUAUAUCAAAAAGCAUGGCCCCAUGAAGACAACGCUCACUAGGGAUGCCUCUUUAUCACAGGUCAGCAGUCCUGCCCCAGACACAGAGGAAGAAGAGCCUGUUUAUAUUGAAAUGGUUGGGAAUAUACUCAGAGACUUCAAAAAAGAUGAGGAUGACCAAAGUGAGGCAGUCUAUGAGGAGAUGAAAUACCCUAUAUUUGAUGAUGUAGGCCAGGAUUCAAAAUGUCAAUGUGAAUAUGACCAUCACACUUGUUCUUCUCAGUGUGCUACUCCCACAGUGCCUGACCUAGAUUUCAGCAAGUCUUCAGUGCCAUCUACUCCCAAGGGCUUGCUUUGUGAUAUACCCCCACCAUUUCCAAAUCUACUUUCUCACAGACCUCCACUGCUGGUCUUCCCACCAGCACCAGUGCAGUGUUCCCCGAAUUCUGAUGAGUCUCCUCUAACUCCGCUAGAGGUCACAAAGCUUCCUGUUUUAGAAAAUGUGUCUUACAUCAAACAACAAGCUGGAGCUUCUCCAUCUUCACUACCACCUCAUACCCCAGGCCAUCAAAAACUGGAGAAAGACCAGACAGUGUCUCAUGGAACUACCACCCCUGGGCACACCUCCUCACCUCCUCAUCCUUCUACCUUAUACAGAACACAGUCUCCACAUGGUUAUCCUAAAAGUCACUCUGCCUCACCUUCUCCUGUCAGUAUGGGUAGGUCUCUUACCCCCUUAAGCCUCAAAAGACCUCCACCUUAUGACUCUGUACAUUCAGGAAGUCUCUCAAGAAGCUCUCCAUCAGUGCCUCAUUCUACAGCCAGAAACACAUUGCAAGAAGGAGGAAAGAUGGUAAAUGCCUCGGUCAAUACCUACGGGUCAUCAUCUCAGAGCAGUUCACGUUCUCGGACACCCACCAGUCCUCUGGAGGAACUAACUAGCCUCUUUACCUCAGGACGAAGUCUCCUGAGGAAGUCCUCCAGUGGCAGAAGAUCUAAGGAACCUGCAGAAAAACCACUGGAUGAGCUGAAGAUCAGAAGUCACAGCACUGAACCACUACCAAAGCUGGAAAACAAAGAGAGGGGAGGCCAUCACGGGACAGCUUCUUCCAGGGAGCCAGUCAAAGCUCAGGAAUGGGAUGGCACACCAGGGCCGCCAGUUGUAUCUAGCAGGCUGGGGAGAUCUUCUGUCAGUCCAACCAUGCUGGCUGGAAGCAACAGCUCAGAGCCUAAAACAAGUUGUAGAUUAGGUCGGUCUGCGUCCACUUCAGGUGUGCCUCCUCCAUCUGUUACUCCGCUCAGGCAAGCCAGUGAUCUUCAGCCGAGCCAGGUGACAUGUAUGCAGUGGUUGCAAGGAGAUCAUACAAUGCUGGAUAUGAUUGAGAAAAAACGUUGCCUCUGCAAAGAAAUAAAAGCUCGACAGAAAUCAGAAAAAGGACUCUGCAAACAGGACAGCAUGCCUAUUUUGCCAAGUUGGAAAAAGAAUACUGGGACCAAGAAAUACAGCCCUCCUCCUUAUUCCAAACAACAAACUGUUUUCUGGGACACUGCAAUUUGA
Messenger RNA from Rhea pennata, 2157 nucleotides. RefSeq names its product neuronal tyrosine-phosphorylated phosphoinositide-3-kinase adaptor 2 (gene NYAP2). The transcript is spliced from 6 exons. The coding region runs from base 10 to 2157 and encodes 715 amino acids. Gene Ontology annotation, biological process: phosphatidylinositol 3-kinase/protein kinase B signal transduction; neuron projection morphogenesis. NCBI's taxonomy places the organism in Eukaryota, Metazoa, Chordata, Aves, Rheiformes, Rheidae. The record is from RefSeq and is a predicted model, not a curated record.